Messenger RNA from Andrographis paniculata, 1071 nucleotides. Its product is annotated as proteasome subunit alpha type-6. NCBI's taxonomy places the organism in Eukaryota, Viridiplantae, Streptophyta, Magnoliopsida, Lamiales, Acanthaceae. Gene Ontology annotation, cellular component: proteasome core complex, alpha-subunit complex; nucleus; cytosol. Gene Ontology annotation, biological process: ubiquitin-dependent protein catabolic process. The transcript has 9 exons. Bases 91 to 831 code for a protein of 246 amino acids. The record is from RefSeq and is a predicted model, not a curated record.
CUCUCCGCUGCUUUACAUACUCCAUUUCCAUUCCUUCCAGAAUUGUUCGAAUUUCGACGGAGAAAAGCUUUCAAAUCUUUAAAUCACAGAAUGAGCCGUGGAAGCGGAGGUGGAUACGAUCGACACAUAACGAUCUUCUCACCCGAAGGUCGUCUCUAUCAAGUGGAAUAUGCUUUCAAGGCUGUUAAAGCUGCGGGAAUCACCUCGAUCGGCGUCCGCGGGGCGGAUUCCGUUUGUGUUGUUACACAAAAGAAAGUUCCGGACAAGCUUUUGGAUCCGGCGAGCGUCAGCCAUUUGUUUCCUAUUACUAAGUAUCUUGGUUUGUUGGCAACAGGCAUGACAGCUGAUGCAAGGACUUUAGUUCAACAAGCAAGGAAUGAGGCUGCCGAGUUCCGUUUCAGAUAUGGAUAUGAAAUGCCUGUUGAUUCAUUGGCAAGAUGGAUUGCGGACAAAUCUCAAGUUUACACACAGCAUGCAUAUAUGAGACCACUUGGAAUAAUUUCCAUGAUUUUGGGCAUUGAUGAUGAGAAAGGUCCUCAGCUCUUCAAGUGUGACCCUGCUGGCCAUUUCUUUGGUCACAAGGCAACUAGUGCUGGAUCCAAAGAGCAAGAAGCCAUUAACUUUCUAGAGAAGAAGAUGAAAAAUGAUCCAGCAUUCACCUUUGAUGAAACUGUACAGACUGCAAUUUCAGCUCUACAGUCUGUUCUACAGGAGGAUUUCAAGGCGAACGAGAUUGAGGUUGGUGUGGUGAGGAAAGACGAUCCUGUGUUCAAAGUCUUGUCAGCCGAAGAAAUCGAUGAGCAUCUCACUGCAAUAAGCGAGCGCGACUGAACCCAAUUGCAUCUUGCUGCCAAACUGUGCUGGAAAACCUUAAACAUGAACUGCUCCAUUGAAUGAUGAAUUAAAGAUUUAAAAAUUCUCUAAAUUUAGUCAGACCAUCGAAUUUCCAUGUUCAUGUGAAGGCUUCUUAUGGCAUUUUCAGGUCAUCAAUCCCGUGUUCCUUUUAAGGUAAGCAAACGAUGAUAGUUCAAGCAAAAUUAUGACGUUACUACAUUAGUUCCCUUCUUGUUU